UGGCUGGUACUCCAGUUAAAUGCAUACUACUAAAAGCCGAGUACCAAUAACGAACAAUCAUUUCCGGGUUGAAUCUAGACGUGUCAAAAAUGUCGAAGGUAACUUUCAAGAUUACACUCACUUCGGACCCGAAACUUCCGUAUAAAGUGUUGUCUGUGCCAGAAGCUACCCCAUUCACAGCAGUACUAAAGUUUGCUGCUGAAGAAUUUAAGGUUCCUGCGGCAACAAGUGCUAUUAUAACCAAUGAUGGGAUAGGAAUAAACCCUGCACAAAGUGCUGGCAAUGUGUUUUUAAAACAUGGAUCUGAACUACGAUUGAUACCCAGGGACAGAGUAGGGCAUUGACUAAGGACAAUAUUCAUCUAGGAUUAAUUAAUUUACCAUUCUCUUUCAUGUGAAGCUUUAUAACAGAAAGAAGUCAGCAACAUGCCUGUUAUUAUACCAUACCUUAUCUCGUGAUAUAUGCAUUGGAAAACUGAACCUGUUAAAAUGGUUAAGAUACAUCUAGUCAGUCAGUUAAAUGUUGACAAAUUUUGAACUAUGCCAGGUUCAUUUUAAUAUACAUCACAAAAACAUGAAACUGAAUGAAUUAUAUUUUAUAUUAAAAUGAUAAUAAUAAGAACUUAAGAUUAAUUACCAGUAAUGGAUAUUAAGAUCAACAUCAAAGUGAAAUGCUGCAUGAAUCAAAAUAGUUACAAAUAUUGUUCUAUUUGUUAACUGACUGAUGCUCUCUCUAUUUUGCUACUUCAGAUAUUUAAGUCAGGAAAUAUUUUAAACUGAUUUUUACAUACAUGUACAUUUUUGUAUAUUGAGUUUUUGUACCUUAAAUCGGUAUAUGGCAAAGGAAAAGUUUUGUUUAUGAAAGUUAUUUUUUUGGAUGUUUAUAUGUUAUGAAAAAAAAUUGUAACUUAAAAGUUAAAACUAAUAUGCAUUUGCAAAAUUUGAUCUUUGUUCAAUAUUUUAUCUAAUUUUUUUGUCCAGCAAAUACUCUAAUAUUUUUCCAUGUAAAUUUUUAGAAAAUGUUCAGUGCAAAGUGAAAUCAUUGUUGUUAUAUAAGAAUGAAAGUAAUUGCUGUUUUAUUCAUAUAGGUUAGAAAUGUGGAAGAAUCAGUGACAGAAUACUGUAAAGUAUGAUCAUGUACAGAUACUUGUAUAUUGUACUUGAAACUGUAAAAAGACUUCUACAAGGUUGUUCCAUAAAAUGUUGUUAAGGCAAUACUUUUAUCAUGAUUUUAUAUUGUAUUUAUCAUUCAUCAAUUUCUUGUAACUACAGAAAACAAUUUUCAACAUCAGAAACAAAUUUUAUGUCAUGUUAAAAAAAAUAGAUAAUCCUAAUUAAAUUUUUUAUGUUAAUUUUUAAAAUUUGUUUAUUAGUCUCAUUUGAUAACACUCACACAGAUAUGUUAAAACUAGUGAGUUAGCCACUGAGAUUAAAUGUUUUAUAGCAAGAACAGUGCUUACUUUAUAAUAAAGUGAUGCACUGCCACACCUAGCAGAAUACAGGACUGGCCUAUAGCAAGAGAUCUAAAUAUAAUACAGUAGCACAAUGUUUGCUCUCACUUCUUAUAUGUUUAAUUUAGUUUAUUCAAUUAUAAAUUUGGAUAUUUGAAAUACUCAAACAAAAUCGUAAUUGGACUUACUUGUGAAGAAGUAUACACCCAUUUGAAAAUAUAGUUCCUGAACAAUUUGCUUUUUCUAAGUGACAUGCUCAUUUUUUUUGUUAUCCAGUUGAGCUUAUUAAGUUACAUAUUUUAUAACAUGAAAUAUUAUGGUUAUUGACCAACAAUUAAUAAUAAAAAAUAAUUUUUAUAAAAUAUUAAAAUUGCCUAUAAUAUCAAAAAGACUGCAACACUCUUUUUAACAAUUGAAUGAUACAAAUACUUUCUGAAGCAUAUUGUAGAAUUUUCCAUGAGUCACAUGUGUUGUUAAUUAUUUUUGUUAUUCAUUAUUUUUUUGUUAUUGAUUAUUUUUGUGUAGUAGUAAACAAAAUUGAUAACAAUUCUGGCAAAAACGUAAUUUUUUAAAACUUUUCCCUGCAUGGACACUAAUAAUGUCACUAAGAUGGGCAUAAUGUCAUUUGAAUGAUAACUUGUUUCUUGGUGUAAUAUUAAAUGAUUGUUAUAUUUAUUAAAAUGAAAAUAAAUUGUUUUUGUAAAGAUA
This is a messenger RNA of Ruditapes philippinarum (Manila clam), 2158 nucleotides long. Its product is annotated as ubiquitin-fold modifier 1. Gene Ontology annotation, biological process: protein K69-linked ufmylation. The transcript is spliced from 5 exons. The record is from RefSeq and is a predicted model, not a curated record. Bases 90 to 344 code for a protein of 84 amino acids. NCBI's taxonomy places the organism in Eukaryota, Metazoa, Mollusca, Bivalvia, Venerida, Veneridae. Gene Ontology annotation, cellular component: cytoplasm; nucleus.